Paramecium tetraurelia is the source of this 1560-nucleotide messenger RNA. RefSeq lists its product as uncharacterized. Gene Ontology annotation, molecular function: aldehyde dehydrogenase (NAD+) activity. The transcript is spliced from 4 exons. NCBI's taxonomy places the organism in Eukaryota, Ciliophora, Oligohymenophorea, Peniculida, Parameciidae. The record is from RefSeq and is a predicted model, not a curated record. Gene Ontology annotation, cellular component: cytoplasm. Gene Ontology annotation, biological process: aldehyde metabolic process.
AUGGAUUAAAUACAAGAUAAUGCCGAUGUUAUUGAACCAAUUUUCAAAAAGCUAAAGGAUUCUUUUUGUACUCAUCAGACAAAGUGUGUUAAAUUUAGAAAGGCUCAACUCAAAAAUUUACUAAGAGGUCUUGAAGAGAUGGAACAGCAAUUUCAUACUGCUUUAGAAAAGGAUCUAGGUGUGACAAUGUUCAGUAGUUAAAUGACUUCAACCAUCAUCACCAAAGCAGAAGUGGAGAAUCAAUUGGCGCAUAUUGAUGAAUGGAGUAAGGAAGUCAACGUAGAUACACCAUUUGUCAUUGGUCCUGGGUCAUCCAAAAUAAUAUAUGAACCUCUUGGAGUAGUUCUGGUUAUUGCUGCAUGGAACUAUCCUCUUUACACAGGAAUCCCACCCAUGGCUGCUGCAAUCGCUGCUGGAAAUUGUGUGAUUCUUAAACCAUCAGAACUUGCUCCACACUCUUCAAAAGCCAUGUACGAUUUAGUUACAAAAUAUCUUGAUUAAUCCUUCUAUGCAGUAAUAUAAGGAGGUGUAGAAGUCUCAAAAAAGAUUACCACUUUCCCAUUAGAUUUAAUUAUAUUCACUGGAAGUCCAGAGAAAGGCAAGUUGGUUGCAAAGGCUGCCAGUGAAAAUCUAGUGCCAUGUAUACUAGAAUUGGGAGGUAAGUCACCUACCAUAGUGGAUAAGGAUUGUAAUCUGAAUGUUACAGCUCAAAGGAUUAUUUAAGGUAGAUUUACAAAUGCAGGUCAAACUUGUGUUGCCUGUGAUUAUGUGUUCCUUCAUGAAUCAAUUAAAGACGCUUUUAUUAAUGAAAUAAAGACUGAACUAAAAAGAUUCUUUGGAGAAAACUCUUAAAAUUCAAAUGAUUAUUCAAAAAUUGUGACUGAGUUCCACACUUCAAGAUUAUAAGAACUCCUCAAAGACCAUUAGGGAUAAGUAAUCGUAGGAGGUUAAGUAAAUGUCAACCAAAGAUAUGUUGAACCAACCAUCAUUUUACAACCAAAAGUAGAUUCUAAACUAAUGACUGAAGAAAUCUUUGGCCCAAUUCUCCCUAUUCUCCUAUUUGAAAAUAUCAAUCUAGUCAUUGAAUUUAUCAAUUCAAGACCCAAACCUUUGGCUUUAUAUUAUUAUGGAAGCAACAGCCACCAUAAAAAACUGCUUGAAUAAAAAACAUCCUCAGGCGCAUUAGUAUUCAAUGAUUCAGUUUUCCAUCUUUUGAAUCCAAAUUUACCUUUUGGAGGUGUUGGAAAUAGUGGAUAUGGAGCCUAUCAUGGAAUCGCUGGAUUCAAAGGUUGUAGUCAUGCUAAACCUGUUUUUAGUAAGUCUACUUUAAAUAUCUAUCCAUUCAAUAUUAGAUACCCUCCAUUUACCAAACAUAAGUUACAGACCUUAUCAUUAUUUUUCAAAUUUGCUGAGUUGCCUUAAAGACAUGUUAUUAAUGCCACACUCUUUUUUUCCUUCCUAAUUGCUAUGAAAGUAGCCUAAAAGAAAGGUUAUUUGAAGAAGUUUUUGGAAUUAUCCAAGCCAUACAUUGAUAAAUUGUGGAAGAAUGCAAAUUUAUGA